UUCCUCUAGCAUUAACACUUUCUCUUAAUGGAGAGAAACCCCAUGCGUAGGCAGCUUGCAGUCAUGAGGCAAUCCCUGUUUGAUCAGGUUUGUUUUCCUCAACAUUUGCUGUUUGUAAAAUGAACAAAACUUGAGCUUCCUAACAUUUGGAAGUGCUAUAAACACCAUACGCACCGGAGGGUAUAGGAAAUUUAACCUGGAAAUACUGUUGCAUUAUGUUUAUGCUUGAGAAAUGGAUUCACCUCUGGAAGUUUGAUUAAAUUGUUUGAUCUGAGUUAAACCAUCUGAUUUAACCACACUCCCCCAAACAAAAAAAGACAAUGAAGAAAUUAAGGAUAGCUAACCCUGAACUAUAUAUGCGUCUGCAUGCACAUGGAUAUCUUGAUGAACAAUUCGUGCAGUUGGAGGAACUCCAAGAUGAUGCUAAUCCAAAUUUCGUGGAAGAAGUUGUCACCUUAUACUACCGCGAUUCAGCCAGAUUAAUCCUUAACGUGGAGCAGGCCCUGGAGAGGAAACCUUUUGAUUUUAAUAAGUUGGAUGGCUAUAUGCAUCAAUUCAAAGGAAGCAGUUCAAGCAUUGGAGCCAAAAAGGUGAAAGCUGAGAGCACACUGUUUAGGGAAUAUUGCAAGUCUGGAAAUGGAGAAGGAUGCAUGAGGACUUUUCAACAACUGAAGAAAGAAUAUGCAACAUUGAGAAAGAAGCUUGAAGCUUAUUUUCAGGUUCCUAUUAUUUUCCAAUUUUUUUCUUUGUCCACCUUAUUAAAUAUGUGUUUUUAACUUGUUAUCUGUGUUUUUUUUUUUUUUCCAACUAUGAACAAAUGUUCAGCUGGCAAGACAAGCUGGUCCGAUGGAGACCGCAUGUCACCCCAAGUAAUAAGAGAGAUAUAUGGUCCAAAGCAGGAUGCAGAAAUGAGUAGUGCAUGAAUGUGGCAAGAAAUAUAUAUUGUGGUUGGUGAAUUUGUUAUAAUCUGUUUUUGUAUAUGCUCCAAAUUCACCUAAUUAGCUUUGUAGGCCUCUUAGAUUUUGCUUGUAAGUUACGUAUUUAGAUUGAGUUUGGUGAUUGAAAUGCUUUAGUUUCUUUGCUGUAUCAAUCAAUAUAUAUACUUUAGUAUCCAU
Messenger RNA from Durio zibethinus, 1115 nucleotides. Lineage: Eukaryota; Viridiplantae; Streptophyta; Magnoliopsida; Malvales; Malvaceae. The record is from RefSeq and is a predicted model, not a curated record.